Cuscuta campestris is the source of this 1540-nucleotide messenger RNA. The record is from the annotation of a GenBank genome assembly. Lineage: Eukaryota; Viridiplantae; Streptophyta; Magnoliopsida; Solanales; Convolvulaceae.
CUUGCACACGCUCGGGAUUUGGAAUACUACCCAACCAAAUGGGUUAGCUGUCCCUGAUGCUAGCAUGCACCCUGUUAAUUCAACGGAAGAUGUUUUAGAAUUGAUGAAAAUUGGUUUAGCAAACAGAGCUGUUGGUGCUACUGCCCUCAAUGAAAGAAGCAGUAGGUCCCACAGUGUACUUACAGUUCAUGUACGUGGGACCGACUUGGAGACCGAUUCGGUUUUACGUGGCUGUCUACAUUUGGUAGAUCUUGCAGGCAGUGAACGAAUUGACCGCUCCGAGGCCACAGGGGAUAGAUUACGUGAAGCGCAACAUAUAAACAAAUCUUUAUCUGCAUUGGGGGAUGUGAUCUUUGCUUUAGCACACAAAAGCUCUCAUGUACCAUACAGAAACAGUAAACUCACUCAAGUUCUUCAAAGCUCCUUAGGUGGCCAGGCAAAGACACUCAUGUUUGUUCAGCUGAAUCCUGAUGUGGAAUCUUAUCAUGAAACUAUAAGCACCCUAAAGUUUGCUGAACGUGUUUCUGGAGUUGAGCUUGGAGCUGCAAGGAGUAAUAAGGAGGGUAGAGGCAUGAAAGAGCUCAUGGAUCAGGUGGCAUUUCUCAAGGACACAAUUGCAAAGAAAGACGAGGAAAUUGGACGGUUGAGGACCCGAAAAAGCAAUGCAAGUGACGAGAGGCGUGGCUUGGGCUCACUAAGGAGGAAUGGGUCCCCCUCUUCAGGCCGCCAUUCGUUAGGGGGAAUCCCACAAAGUCGCAAAGCACACAGAAGUUCGAGGCUUUCUGAGAAAGCUGCUUCGGACAAUAGUUCUGAGUACAACAGUGAUAGGCUCUCUGAAGGUGGGUCCCAACAGUCAACAGAUGAGUUCAGGCACCGCCACCACCACGCCGGAUUCCUUCAGGAUUCAAGGUUUGUUAUGGCAAGCGCGGGUCAAAAUUUCGUGGAAGAAGAUGAUAAGGAACUGUUAGGAUUUGGCGAUGGAGAUUCUGAAGAAAGAUUGAGUGACAUCUCUGAUAGUGUUCUGUCAAUGGGGACUGAAGCAGAUUCCAUCAAUAGUAUCAUAGAACACUCAUUUUUCCCUGAAGCCUCCAAACCUCCUUCGGAGACAGCCGAGAAGCCCAACAUUCCCGCGAAACCCGCGAGGUUGUCAGAAAAGCAGACAUCAAAGGCGGCACCACCAUCACGGGCGUCACUGAACAAGACUGCCUCUAAACUUUCAAGUUCAAAAAAGGCGAUUGGGAGCAGCUCUUCUGCUGCUAGACCUUCCAAGAGAUGGCAGUAAGAUGGGAGGGAGAGAGAGACAGAGAGAGAGAUUGUAACAAGAUUAUUAAUCUUUGGGAUGAUUUAGUUAAUUAACCCCAAACAUUAUUACUUUCAUGAAGAAACAAUGGGAAAAAUGGAACUAGGAAUUUAUCAUAGAUGGAUUAUUCCUGUGUAUAUUAAUUAACCUGUGGAAGAAGGCAUAUCUCCCUAAUAUCAGAAGGACCCUUCUCAGUUUCUUCCCCUGUUUUCUAUUUGAUGCCGUUUAUCAUAGAUGGAU